AAAAUGGCUUUCCAUGUGGAAGGACUGAUAGCUAUCAUCCUGUUCUACCUUCUAAUAUUGGCUGUUGGAAUAUGGGCUGCCUGGAAAACCAAAAACAGUGGCAGCGCAGAGGAGCGCAGGGAGGCCAUCAUAGUUGGUGGCCGAGACAUUGGCCUGCUGGUGGGCGGCUUCACCAUGACAGCCACCUGGGUUGGAGGAGGUUACAUCAAUGGGACAGCUGAAGCAGUGUAUGUACCAGAUUACGGUCUAGCUUGGGCUCAGGCACCAAUUGGAUAUUCUCUCAGUCUGAUUUUAGGUGGUCUGUUUUUUGCAAAACCUAUGCGAUCCAGGGGCUAUGUGACCAUGUUAGACCCAUUUCAGCAGAUCUAUGGCAAACGCAUGGGCGGCCUCCUAUUUAUUCCUGCACUAAUGGGAGAAAUGUUCUGGGCAGCAGCCAUCUUCUCCGCCUUAGGAGCCACUAUCAGUGUGAUUAUUGACGUCGAUGUACAUGCUUCUGUCAUUGUUUCUGCAUUCAUUGCCAUUCUGUACACCCUGGUGGGUGGUCUCUAUUCUGUGGCCUACACAGACGUUGUACAGCUCUUUUGUAUUUUCAUAGGACUGUGGAUCAGCGUCCCUUUCGCACUGUCACAUCCUGCAGUUACGGACAUUGGGUUUACGUCUACACAUGCCAAAUACCAGGCUCCUUGGCUGGGCACCAUUGAAUCAUUUGAAGUCUACACUUGGCUUGACAGUUUUCUGUUGUUGAUGUUGGGUGGAAUCCCAUGGCAAGCCUACUUCCAGAGAGUCCUCUCUUCAUCCUCAGCCACCUACGCUCAGGUGCUAUCCUUCCUGGCAGCUUUUGGAUGCCUGGUGAUGGCUAUACCAUCUAUACUCAUCGGGGCCAUUGGAGCAUCAACAGACUGGAACCAGACUGCAUAUGGGAUGCCAGAUCCCAAAAGCAAUGAAGAAGCAGACAUGAUUUUACCGAUUGUUCUGCAGUAUCUCUGCCCUGUGUACAUUUCUUUCUUCGGUCUUGGUGCAGUUUCUGCUGCUGUUAUGUCAUCAGCAGAUUCUUCUAUCUUGUCAGCAAGUUCAAUGUUUGCUCGAAACAUCUAUCAGCUUUCAUUCAGACAAAAUGCAUCAGACAGGGAAAUCGUGUGGGUCAUGCGAAUCACAGUGUUUGUGUUUGGAGCUUCUGCAACAGCUAUGGCACUGCUCACAAAGACCGUUUACGGGCUCUGGUACCUCAGCUCAGACCUCGUUUACAUCAUCAUCUUCCCGCAGCUCCUCUGUGUGCUCUUCGUCAAGGGAACCAACACGUAUGGAGCCGCCGCAGGUUAUGUUUCUGGCCUCUUCCUGAGAAUAACUGGCGGGGAGCCAUAUCUGUACCUGCAGCCCUUGUUCUUUUACCCCGGCUAUUACUCUGAUAAGAAUGGCAUAUACAAUCAGAGGUUCCCCUUUAAAACUCUGGCCAUGAUGACCUCAUUCUUAACCAACAUUGGCAUUUCUUAUCUAGCCAAAUACCUAUUUGAAAGCGGAACCUUGCCACCAAAAUUAGAUGUGUUCGAUGCUGUUGUUGCAAGGCACAGUGAAGAAAACAUGGAUAAGACCAUUCUGGUCAAAAAUGAAAAUAUUAAAUUAGAUGAACUUACACCUGUGAAGCCCCGACAGAGCAUAACUCGCAGCUCAACUUUCACCAAUAAGGAGGCCUUCCUUCAAAUGGAUUCCAGUCCCGAAGGGUCUGGGGCUGAGGAUAAUUUACAAUAGCCCAUCUAAACAAAACACUGCUUUCUCAGACUUAUGUAGCAGGCUAGUGCUGGAGGGAUGGUGUGCAGCAUGUAAAAUAUAUUUAAAAAUAACAUCCAGGAAGACAAAAAAAUCCAUAUAAAAGUGCACCUGUACAAGCGCAGGCCAUGCUAGGAGGAGUACCUAUGAAAGCAUCAGCUUUGUUUCUCAUUGCUGUUUCUCAGUCCCACUUGGUUUUGUCUCUGGAUAGUUUUCCUAGUAAUAAGUAAAGCCCCACUCAAAGAACAGAGGGCCAAACGGAGUAUCUUUAUUAUGAAAAAAUGAAGUAUAAAUGAAGGAACCAAGGCAAUUAGGUCAUUUGAUCCAGACCUUGUCUGCUAACACACUGGUGAAUGUAGUUUAAUCACCUUCCAGAAGCUAUGAGCAUGACGCACUGUUACACCAAUGAAUGGUGCAACGAAUGAGCCAGCUUAUUUUCUUGAUGGAUGACGCAUCCCUUAACUUGUGUUCUUAACUAUAGCACAUGUUGAAUAUGCAAUUUGUUUUUCUGUUGGUAGUGGCAUGUAUUACUCUGAGCAUAGGCAAAGCAAACACAAAACAUUUUAUGGUGAUUUUUUUAUGUGCAGGGUGAUAGGAAAAUAGAAUCCAUUUGCGUGGAGGAGCACUGGCUUUUUGAGUGUGUCCCCAGCCACUGUAUGCGCUGAGGAGAGUACCUGGGGCAAGGAAGACAUGGGUAGUGGGCAACCUUAAAGCCAUAAACACAAAGGUCGUUAAGAAGAAGUAACAGGAAAAACAGUGGAUUUUUAUCUUCAUUUUAAGUUUAUAAAGUUCUGAUUCAUGAUUAAAGAAGUAAUGUCUGGACUUGGAAGUGAAUGUGAGCCAUGUGUAAGGUGAGGUAGCUCCAUAGCACCAAUUAAGGCUAAUGAGAGACAAACUGCAAGUCCUGGCAGGAGUAAAACUAGAAAAAUAAA
Molecule: messenger RNA, 2696 nt
Organism: Myotis brandtii (Brandt's bat)
Lineage: Eukaryota; Metazoa; Chordata; Mammalia; Chiroptera; Vespertilionidae
Gene: SLC5A7
Product: solute carrier family 5 (sodium/choline cotransporter), member 7
Exons: 8
Coding region: 4-1746 (580 amino acids)
Biological process (GO): synaptic transmission, cholinergic; choline transport; acetylcholine biosynthetic process
Cellular component (GO): synapse; axon; plasma membrane
Molecular function (GO): choline:sodium symporter activity
Source: RefSeq, a predicted model, not a curated record